This is a messenger RNA of Adineta ricciae, 1305 nucleotides long. Lineage: Eukaryota; Metazoa; Rotifera; Eurotatoria; Adinetida; Adinetidae. The record is from the annotation of a GenBank genome assembly.
AUGACUAUUUUUUUGAAACUGAUCGUGUUCGCUCAUGUCCUGUUAUGGAUCCAUAUAGUGGAGUGCACAUCGUACUAUGUGAUGAAAUCCGGUAAAGAUACUAAUGCGGGAACAAGUCCAUCGACUGCUUGGCUCACGAUACAAAAGGCAGCCAAUUCAGCUACAGCCGGUUCAACUGUCUACACUGGCCCUGGAGUUUAUUAUGAAACAGUUACAAUUAAUGUACAAGGUAACGCUAACAAUGGAUUUAUCACAUUUACCAGUUAUAUGCUGAACAAUCAAUCUGUUAUUUCUGGUAAACAAGCCAAAACACAGUCGGCUGACGGUGCAUUCAAUUUAAUCUACAUACAAGACAAAAGUUAUCUGCGUAUCAUGAAUCUUGAAUUAAAAGAUUUGAAUUCUAGUGAUUGUAGCGGUGUAAGAGUUGUCGGUGCAGGAACAAAUGUUGAGCUUCGCAAUCUACUCAUCCAUGAUAUUCGUGGCGGUGGAAUGUCAGGCGGUGCUGUUGCGAUAUCUGUCUACAAUAAAAAUAAGGCCAAUAGUCGUCGGCAAUUGAUUAUUGACAAUUGUACAUUGCACGAUUGUGAGCCAGCCUGGAGCGAAGCUUUGACAUUGAGCGGCAAUAUUGAACAAUUUCAAGUGACUAAUAAUCGAAUAUACAACAUGAACAACAUUGGAAUCGAUCUUGCCGGUGGCUGGAGUUGGGUGAAUGGUUUAAGUGUGCACUCAGGACUUUGCGCUAACAAUACUGUAUGGAAUAUUCAUUCACCUGUGGAUUCGAGCGCAGCAGGCAUCUAUGUCGAUGGCGGAUCAAAUAUCACAUUACAAUUCAAUGAAGUCUAUAAUUCUGAUGCUGGAUUAGAAGUAGGUUCAGAAAACAAGGGUCAUAUAGCUGCACAAAUGAUUGUUAGACAAAAUUAUCUUCAUAAUAAUACUUAUUGGGGACUCGGUUUCGGUGGAUACGACGUUAAUCGUGGUCGUGUCAUCAAUAGUUUAUUUGAAAAUAAUCGCUUGGAGUAUAACGAUGUUGCGCGUUCAGGUAGUGGGGAAAUUGUUGUUGCAUUUGGUUCUGGUAAUACGGUACUCCGUAAUAUUGUCAAGCCAAAUGAACAGAAUUUAGUUCUUACCGAAAGCAAGGGUGCAGGCUUGAAAGAUACAUUUGACUAUCAGAUGUAUUAUCCGUACGGGCAAGGUGCAACACAAAGCGACCUCAUUUUUUAUUGGGAAAAUAAAGAAUAUGAUGGAUUGAGUAUAUUUCAGAGCAAGACUAAACAAGAAAUGCAUGCAAAAGUCUACACCAGUUAG